AUGGAUAACUCGAAUAUUUUUGUGAUAGGAGACAAUCAGGUGAAUGAAGAGAAGCCUCCACCACGAGUGUGUCCAAGGUGUAAUUCAGACAACACUAAGUUCUGCUAUUACAACAACUAUAGCGUAUCUCAACCGCGCUACAUCUGCAAGAACUGUCGCCGACACUGGACUCAUGGUGGAACGUUAAAGGACAUACCAAUUGGUGGACGUAGUCGUAAAACCAAGCGUUCAAAGAUAGAUCAACUUUCUGUUUCUCAGGUAGUUUCUGUUGAGAUCCAACAAAUUAAUCACAACCAACCUUUCUUAAAUGUUAAAGAAACCAACAACUUUGUUGGAACUCUUGGUCCUUCUUCUUCUACUGUUGUUGCUGUUGGGAACCAUUUUGAUUCUUUGCCUGAAAUUCAUGGUGAUAUGGUGCUUCCAAUUCGAAGUGUUCCACCAGUGAAUCAAGAUUAUUAUGAUGUUGGAUCUAAUGCUUUGAUUGGUAAUCCUUGGAUAAAUCAAUCAAUUGAUGGCAAUUUUUACAGUUAUCGUGUAAAUCAAGAGGACCAAUACAAACAGAACCAGAGCUUCAACAAUAAUAUUAUGAACAUGAAUCAUAAUGCUGGCAUUAGUGGAAGUAGAGAAUCAUCGGACUCUGAUCACAUGAACAAGAACAACAACAAAAUUGAAAACAACUGUGUGUCUAGGUCCUCUGACCAUAUGGAGAAGUUUGGUUUUUGA
Molecule: messenger RNA, 723 nt
Organism: Eutrema salsugineum
Lineage: Eukaryota; Viridiplantae; Streptophyta; Magnoliopsida; Brassicales; Brassicaceae
Product: dof zinc finger protein DOF4.4
Exons: 1
Coding region: 1-723 (240 amino acids)
Biological process (GO): regulation of DNA-templated transcription
Molecular function (GO): DNA binding; DNA-binding transcription factor activity
Source: RefSeq, a predicted model, not a curated record